Molecule: messenger RNA, 2453 nt
Organism: Larimichthys crocea (large yellow croaker)
Lineage: Eukaryota; Metazoa; Chordata; Actinopteri; Sciaenidae
Gene: tom1
Product: target of myb1 membrane trafficking protein
Exons: 17
Coding region: 259-1737 (492 amino acids)
Biological process (GO): signal transduction
Cellular component (GO): endosome; membrane
Molecular function (GO): ubiquitin binding; phosphatidylinositol binding; clathrin binding
Source: RefSeq, a predicted model, not a curated record
GACGCAGUUCAACUGGUGCUCCACUUUUGUUGUGCAGAGCGGAGCGGAGCCACAGUCUGCGGGAGGGAGCGGGGCUGGUUGGCUGCUGCAGCUGCACACACACACGGCUCUGCACGGGGACGUCGCCGCGGUGCUUUGGACCGGGCCCUCUCACACCUCUCCCUCUCUCUCCUCUCCCGUCAUCAUGGAGUUUUUACUGGGGAAUCCGUUCAGCACGCCGGUGGGACAGCGGAUCGUAAUAGAACAGCCACGUAUUUCAUGCAGAGCCGAAAGGAGGCCCGCUUCUGGAACGCUUCUGAACCGGAUCGCAGCGGAGCCGAAAGUGCGACCAACUCCAGCCUGCCAUCAGAAGACUGGGCCCUGAACAUGGAGAUCUGCGACCUGAUCAACAGCUCAGAGGAAGGACCCAAAGAUGCCAUCAGAGCCAUAAAGAAAAGGAUUGUGGGCAACAAGAACUUCAAGGAGGUCAUGCUGGCGCUCACGGUCCUGGAGACUUGCGUGAAGAACUGCGGCUACAGGUUUCACAUCCUGGUGACGACACGGGAUUUCGUAGAGGGGGUUCUGGUGCGGUCAAUCAUCCCUAGAAACAACCCUCCGUUAGUCCUGCAUGACAGAGUGCUCGGUAUUGUACAGGCGUGGGCUGAUGCAUUCCGUAGCUCACCUGACCUGACGGGCGUGGUGUCGGUGUAUGAAGACCUACGGAGGAAAGGACUCGAGUUUCCCAUGACAGAACUUGAUGGUUACUCACCUGUCCAGCAAGCUCCACAGAAGACUUUACCCAGGAAUGGUCCUGCUGUUACUACUCUACCUGCUGUGCUCCUAUCUUCCAAACCUCCGCUCAUUCCACCCCAGACCUCUGAGUUUAAACUGGUCCUAGAGGGAACCAAUGCCUUCACUCCCAUCCAGAUAAAAAAGCUGAAGACAGAGCUGGGAGUGGUGCGAAGCAACCUGACUAUGAUGUCAGACAUGAUGAGUCAGCUGGAUCCCGUCACGGUAAAACAAGCAGACAUGGAGCUGCUGGAGCAGUUGUACACAGUAUGUAAGGAUAUGCAAGAGAGGAUAGUGAAGAUCGUGCCCAGACUCAGUGAGGAGAAGCUGAUUGAAGAGUUGCUGGCAACUAACGAUGACAUGAACACUGCUUUUACUCGCUACCACAGGUUUGAACGACGAAUAGCAAAUGGGCCGAACACAGAACAGAAGAACCACACAUACGUCAACUUAACGGACCUUGAUUUAAAAGCUGAGUCUGUCGGCCAAUCAGGGAUUGCAUCAUUUUACAAUGACAGAUCACUCAGCCAGUCAAAAACCGACAGUUUGUCCAGUCAGAUGGCAACACUUAGUACGAGUGAAUCAGAUGAUGCAUUAUCGCAGAAAAUAAAUGUCUCAACUCAACAAAGACCAAGCGAGAAGAGUGAAGUUGCAGUGGACGGCCUGGCUCAGGCUCAGGACAGCAGACUGCUAAACACAGCGACGGAUGGCAGCCCAGUAUCCACCUGCAGCUCCUCACCAAAGUUAGAUUGGAUGAUUAAAAGGGGAAUGAUUCCCAUUAACCAGUCCAAUGUAAUGGAUGAUAUUGAGAAAUGGCUCGCGUUGGAUGAUGAGUAUGAUGACUUUGAGGAUUCAGACGGUGUGACCAGUGAAGAGUUCGACAGGUUUUUGGCAGAACGAGCAAAAGCUGCCGAGCGUCUGCCGUCGGUGAAGGCUUCCUCAAAGGAUACCAACCACUCCGAGUCUUAAGCUGCUGCACUUUAAAACCUGCCCGAUUUAACACUACUCAUGAAGCUCCUGCGCCAUCAGGCUGAGACAUGGAGAUUUUGUUUUAAAUCAGUGGUUGUAUGGCACAUUUGAGAUGGGAAAUGAGAACCCAUAUCUGAGGAAGGACAUCUUAGCUGUGUAUACUGCUCUUUGCUCUGGAGGAAAAAGUGUUUUAUAACUGAUCAAAAUAAUGUGAUUUAAUGAAGGAUGUGGGUUUUUACUUGACUGCAUUAUGAGGGUUUGUCCAUGUGUGGAAUGCAAACAUUUGCACAUUUUAUAUGGUUACAUUCCUGCUGUUGAAAGAGAGAGAUGGGAUGGAUUAAAUUGCUGAUAUAUAUGUUGUCCAACAUCACGUCCCCGUCAAAGUAGCAAACACUGUUUUAAGAGAAGCUCGGCUGUUAUAUGAAUUGAAUAGUUUGUUGCUUCACAUCGUUCUUGUUGUAGGAUGUUUUUUACAUCCAACAUUCCCCUUGUGAAGACUUGAAGCUGAACAGGGAGUCGUGACAGUCUGCUGUCAGAUAUUAAACUAAAACUAUUAACUGGAAGUCUGUCUGUUCUUACUGUGUAAUCCAAUUCAUGCUGUCAGAUCCUUUUUAGAUCUUGUCUGUUAAUUAGAUUUGACUUUGUUUAUUUAAAGUUUUUGUGAGUUUUACACACAUACAUUUGUGUUUUUAAUCUGUUAUUAGUCCAUUAGGCCG